CGAAAACGGGUGGGGAAAAGGAACGUUUGGUGCUCAGCCACGUCAUUGUAAAUGGAGUAAAAGUACGUUUGAACCAAAAUAGAAGAUACCGAAACGGGAUUUAGCCGCUGCGAUCACACUCCACUGCGGCGGUACCGGGACUGUUUAUACCCAAAUCAGGAGACGUUAUUAAGUACACCUGUCGGGCUUUGUAGCAUAUGGAAAGAUGUCAGAUAUCGGGGACUGGUUUAAAAGCAUCCCGUUUAUCACGCGUUACUGGUUCGCGAGUUCAAUCGCUGUGCCUCUUAUCGGGAAGCUGGGCUUGAUCAGUCCCGCGCACCUCGUGCUGUGGCCGGAAGCGUUCUUUCACAAGUUUCAGAUAUGGAGACCCAUAACUUCAACAUUCUACUUCCCAGUUGGACCAGGAACAGGUUUUCUGUACAUGGUCAAUCUCUACUUCCUGUAUCAGUACUCCUCCAGACUGGAAACAGGGGCCUUUGAUGGAAGACCAGCAGACUAUGUGUACAUGCUGCUUUUCAACUGGAUUUGCAUUGUUAUAACAGGGCUGAUGAUGGACAUGCAGCUCCUGAUGAUCCCGUUGAUCAUGUCAGUGCUGUAUGUUUGGGCCCAAAUGAACCGAGACAUGAUCGUGUCCUUCUGGUUUGGUACAAGAUUCAAGGCCUGUUAUCUCCCCUGGGUCAUCCUGGGAUUCAACUACAUCAUCGGUGGCUCUGUGGUGAACGAGCUGAUUGGAAAUUUAGUGGGUCAUCUUUACUUCUUCCUCAUGUUCAAAUAUCCCAUGGACCUGGGCGGCAGAUCCUUCCUGUCCACUCCUGAGACCCUCUAUCGGUGGUUUCCCAAUCGACGCGGUGGAGUUUCUGGAUUCGGCGUCCCACCCACCAGAAGACGUGACCCUCAGGAACCGGCAGGAGGAGGCGGUGGACGUCACAACUGGGGGCAAGGCUUUCGGCUCGGGGAAGACUGAGGACGUCCUCCUACUGAAGCCUCCACAGACACUGAUGCUCAUCAGGCACAUAAUACAACAUUGAUGCUGCAGAACACAAGUUUGCAUACGUUUGGGCUUCGGUUCAGUUUUUGUAUCUCUCCUUCCGACUACGAAUGAAACGAAGGCGACACAGAGCUCCUUCACACCAUGUCAGCGUGUUUGUUUACUCUUUGUCAUAUUGUACGUCACUGUGUACCUGGGUUUCUCUCAGGCGCGAGCAGCCUGCGGAACGAGGAGCUCAGGCAGUGUUUGUGUAAAGGAGACGAUUUAGAGGACUGAAAUGGUUUUUUCCUCAACUCUAGCACACUGUGGCAGUGUGUGAUGGCUUCAGAUCGAAUGCUUUAGUUUUCUUGUCUUGUUGAUUGUCAUGUACAGAAUCUUAACUUUUUCUUUGACUAAGAAAUUUGAAGAUGUGCAAAUUCUGUGUUAAUCGCUUUUACUAGUAAAUUUUUUUGUUCAGAA
Molecule: messenger RNA, 1447 nt
Organism: Hemibagrus wyckioides
Lineage: Eukaryota; Metazoa; Chordata; Actinopteri; Siluriformes; Bagridae
Gene: derl1
Product: derlin 1
Exons: 8
Coding region: 206-964 (252 amino acids)
Biological process (GO): endoplasmic reticulum unfolded protein response
Cellular component (GO): endoplasmic reticulum membrane; Hrd1p ubiquitin ligase ERAD-L complex
Molecular function (GO): misfolded protein binding; ubiquitin-specific protease binding
Source: RefSeq, a predicted model, not a curated record